AUGUCGCAGGCUAACAGCGCCGUAAUGGGCGUUGGGCGAGAUGACGAUCUUCUAAGAAAGUCUGGUAUCAUGAAAUUCUGCCUCACGCAUCUGCGGCCCUCGGAUAAGGCCUUCAACAGAAACACGGGUCCAAAUGAGAAGGCACAGGUCGCCUAUGAGUUGUAG
Molecule: messenger RNA, 165 nt
Organism: Parastagonospora nodorum SN15
Lineage: Eukaryota; Fungi; Ascomycota; Dothideomycetes; Pleosporales; Phaeosphaeriaceae
Exons: 2
Coding region: 1-165 (54 amino acids)
Source: RefSeq, a predicted model, not a curated record